AUGGCUUGUAAAACUAGCCAAGGUGCUCUGGCAUCAACCACCCAUAGUUUCGUGCCUCAAACUAGGUCUUCCAUUUGGAACUUGGAGAUACAGGUUGGUCAGUUGAGCAAGAGGAUCCCAGAGAUCCCUUCCAAUACUCUUCCAAGCAAUACAGAGGUAAAUCCAAAUGAAGAGUACAGGGCCCUCAGUAUGGAGGUUGUGAUCGAACCCAAGGAGGAACCUGUUGUUGAGGAGCUCAAGGAAUUCAGAAAGCAUGAGGAGACUGAUAAGGUCACUCUGCACGCCCCUUUGCUGAGAGAGGAACUUGAAGAAUACUCUUCUUCAGAAGAUGAUGAAGAGUCUAGGGAAGAGCAAAUUGCUUGGUACCUAGCCAUCUUCAGGAAGCUGAAAGCCAACUCCUCUCAUACAGAGGCAUUGAAGGGGGAAUAUGAGCUGGUAAUACUGGCCAAGGAGUGCAGUGCCUUGGUCCAGAAGAAGCUCCCUCAGAAGCUACUGGAUCUCGGAAGCUCCCUGAUUCCCUGUACUAUAGGGACCAUCACCUUUGAGAAGGCACUAUGUGACCUUGGCUCAAGCAUCAAUCUGAUGCCUCUAUCUGUAAUGAAAAGGCUAGGAAUUCUAGAGGUGCAAUGUAGCACAAUUUCAUUGGAGAAGGUAGACAAGACCCUAAAAAGGGCGUAUGGUAUGGUGGAGGAUGUCCUAGUAAAGGUUGAGGACCAUUACAUCCCUGUGGACUUUGUGAUUCUAGACACUUGGGAGGACAAAAAUGAAUCCAUCAUCCUUGGAAGACCUUUUCCUAGCCACUGCUAA
This is a messenger RNA of Arachis ipaensis, 807 nucleotides long. The record is from RefSeq and is a predicted model, not a curated record. NCBI's taxonomy places the organism in Eukaryota, Viridiplantae, Streptophyta, Magnoliopsida, Fabales, Fabaceae.